Molecule: messenger RNA, 1139 nt
Organism: Oncorhynchus gorbuscha (pink salmon)
Lineage: Eukaryota; Metazoa; Chordata; Actinopteri; Salmoniformes; Salmonidae
Product: voltage-dependent calcium channel subunit alpha-2/delta-4-like
Exons: 13
Coding region: 11-898 (295 amino acids)
Cellular component (GO): voltage-gated calcium channel complex
Molecular function (GO): voltage-gated calcium channel activity
Source: RefSeq, a predicted model, not a curated record
UGGGGUUCAGAUGGCACUGGACCUGUUAGAGACCAGGUUCUGGGCUACAGCUAAGCAGCCCAAUGACACAGACUGCUCUAAUACAGAGGGCAUCUGUCCUCUGACAUGUGAAGCCAUGGACCUGGCCUGCUACCUCAUCGACAGCAAUGCUUUCAUAAUCAUCUCCAAAGAAAAAAGCCAUGUGGGGAGGUUCUUUGGAGAAGUUGACGGCUCAGUGAUGGCACGCCUUAUCAAGAUGGCCAUGUUCAAAAGGGUAUCUCUGUACGACUAUCAGGCCAUGUGUAAGAUGGGAGGACAUUCUGCCAGCAGCGUGUGUGUCAGACCCCUUCUUAGUCCCUUCUAUGGUCUGGCGGCUGCUCUAAAGUGGUUCCUCACCAACUUCCUACUGUUUCUACUGGAGUUCAACAUCUGUGGUCUCUGGCACUCUGACCGCUUUGCUGAAGCCAAGCCUGGCUUCAAAGCGUCGGCCCAGAAGAAGAAGGGAGACAUCCUGCAGCCGUGUGACACAGAGUACCCCAGCUUUGUCUACGAGCCCUCCAUCAAGGAGACCAACAGCCUCAUUAAGUGUGGACGCUGUCAGAAGAUGUUUGUAACCCAGGCUGUCCCAGACAGUAACCUGCUGAUGUUGGUGGUACAGGCAGACUGUGACUGUUCCCGUCAGUACCCUGCUAUCACCAUGGAACCCAAGGAAGUGAAAUAUAACGCCUCAGUAAAGUGUGACAGGAUGAAAUCUCAGAAGGUCCGUAGGAGACCCGAGUCCUGCCACGCCUAUCACCCUCAGGAAAACGCCAAGGAGUGUGGAGAUGCAUCGCAGAUCUACCUGUCUGUCUCUCUCUUCCUCACCUGUCUCACUGCCUCCUUCACCUGUCUCAAGGCCUCCACGCUGGUCUUCCGAUGACAGACAGACAGCUACCUAGCCUAAACCCCCCCCCCUCUGGAAAUCUCUCUAGAAUGUUCCAGAAUGCCUGAUCUUAGCAUGCCUGCUACUGCUUGCGUUAACUUUAUCAAUCAAUAUGACUAUAUAGCUAAAAUUAUGAUAUUGAUCAUUUGGACUGAUGGACUGAGGGGAAUAAGCUGUUGACUGACUCCAUGCUUGAUGACUUUACAAUCACAGAGAGAUGUUGACUUCAUGUUUGAUG